UUCAGCUGCAGCUGCAGCUGCCUGCUGACUCAUGCACUGGUGACCAACAGGGAACAUGGCUUCUGCCGUGGUGGCAGCACUCAUGGGCUGGGGGUUUCUGGAUUACAAGACAGAGAAGUAUGUGAUGACUAGAAACUGCCGGGUGGGUGUCUCUCAGAGGCUGCUGCAGCUGGGAGUGGUGGCCUACGUGAUAGGGUGGGCCCUCUUGGCCAAAAAAGGCUACCAGGAAUGGGACUUGGACCCCCACAUUUCUGUCAUCACUAAACUCAAAGGGGUUUCUGUAACCCAGAUUAAGGAGCUAGAGAACCGGCUGUGGGAUGUGGCUGAUUUCGUGAAGCCAUCACAGGGAGAGAAUGUGUUCUUCCUGGUGACCAAUUUCCUCGUGACACCAGCUCAAGUCCAGGGCAGAUGCCCAGAGCACCCUUCCGUUCCUCUGGCUAACUGCUGGGAAGACAAGGACUGUCCUGAAGGGGAGACAGGAACGCACAGCCAUGGCAUAAAAACGGGUCAGUGUGUGGUAUUCAACGGAACCCACAGGACCUGUGAGAUCUUGAGCUGGUGCCCAGUGGAGAGUGGUGCUGUGCCCAGGAAGCCCCUGCUAGUUCAGGCCAAGGACUUCACACUUUUCAUCAAAAACACUGUCACCUUCAGCAAGUUCAACUUCUCUAAAACCAACGCCUUAGAUACCUGGGACAGCACCUAUUUCAAGCAUUGUCGCUAUGACCCCCAUUCCAGCCCGUACUGUCCAGUGUUCCGCAUCGGGGACCUUGUGGCCAUGGCUGGAGGGGACUUUGAGGACCUGGCAUUGCUGGGUGGUGCUGUGGGCAUCAGCAUCCACUGGGACUGCAACCUGGACACCAGGGGCUCUGCCUGCUAUCCCCAGUACUCCUUCCAGCUGCAGGAGAGAGGGUACAACUUCAGGACAGCCAAUCACUGGUGGGAAGCCUCGGGUGUGGAGGCCCGGAGCCUGCUCAAGCUCUAUGGGAUCCGCUUUGACAUUCUUGUCACUGGGAAGGCAGGGAAGUUUGCACUCAUUCCGACUGCCAUCACAGUGGGCACAGGAGCAGCUUGGCUGGGCAUGGUCACCUUCCUCUGUGACCUGCUACUACUGUAUGUGGAUAGAGAAGCCGGUUUCUACUGGAGGACCAAGUAUGAAGAAGCAAAAGCUCCAAAGGCAACUAUCAACAACACUGCAUAGACUGAACUGACUUUCACACCUGCAAAUCCUGCUGCCUAGUGUCUCAGUAGUGACUUGCACCUGCCCCAUCCAUGUCUAUUGCUGCUGGGAUCCAGACAUCCAUCCACCAGUGGCCGUGUCUGGGUGGUUAUCAUCCUUUGGCCUAUCCAUUCCUGAGGCUUACAGCCGCUCACUGUGGGUUAAAGUUCAAGGGACGGGAAGGAUAAGGGUUCUGGCUUGAGAACAUCAAGGACAAAGCUCCAGUAGGACUGGAGGUGGGUGUUUCCACCGGACUCCUUCCUGGGUCCAGCCUGAGAGGGUAGAAGGCAAUCUGGCCAAAAGAUUGAUUUCCUGGUUCCUUGGGAUUCUCUGUCUUCUGGGUGACUCUGCCAUGCAGUUCAAGGCCCCUUGACCUGACCAACAGGUUUCUCAGGGGCCUAGGUGAGAUGAGAGGCGGCACAUCUAGGAUUUCCUGCCAUCAAGACAUUUCUGGCAACCUCAAUGUACACUAAAGCAUCUUCCUUCCAGAGGCCCUAAGUCUGGCCCCAGCCAGUGUGCCAGAGUUUUGAGGUAUGCUCUCCAUGAAGGACACUGAGGGUAGUUGGUUCUGGAUCUGUAUUCAUGUAGGGCUUUGAUUCCCCCUGAUUAGAGACUUCCUCCAUGCCCCAAAGCCCACAGAAAGGAUGGCAGGGAUAGGGGCCACAGAAACACAGCUGUUUCUUGGUCCAAGUGUGGGGCAUAAUUUAUAGAGUUUGAACCCCUGGGAGGGAAGAGGCAGCUUUGUUAUGGAUGCACAGUGACCAGGGGAGUCCCAGACUCAGUAGUCCUCGGGGACCCAAAGAACUGUGAUAUCACCGCUGAAGUAAAGCUUGCCAAAGCAAGCAGCUUCCUGUGUAGUCUUUAAAGGGAGAAAUGAGAAGGAGAUAUUUACCUUAGACAGAGGGAGAUGCAGAGUGGACCUGGGACUUUCUCCCUCUCUGAACUGUAGCCUUGCAGUUGCCUAGUAGGCUGGCAGGUAGUGGACACAGGGCCAAGCACAUGUGCAUCCAUGCAUACUCAAGUGUGCCACUCAUGUACUACUCCAAGCCCACCUCUCGUGGACACUGUUGUUCUGGAGAUUAAUGAGUAGUAGGGGCCCUAAAGACUUCAUCUGAAACCCUCCCAGAGUAUACAGAGACAGUAAAAGAGUGAGCUGUGGCCAGGAGCCUGGAUUUGGAAACAGUGAUCAACUUAGUCUGUACAUAGUGUGCACUCCAAGGGUAGCUGUGUGGGCCAUGCAGGAAUGCGCUGGGGGGAGUGUCUUGUGGCUGUAUACCUGUGUUCAGUGCAUUUCAAUGUCUCUAGGCAGUCCUUGGGCACAUGCUUUGAAUCCCAGGAGCCCAGGAAAAUCAAGAGACCCUGACACCCAAUGCCUUUUUAGUUACUUUUUCUGAGUCCAGGUUACCCUGCUAGAGGACAUGUCAAGGAUCUGGGGAUACAGAUUACUAGUGGAAUCCUUGCCUAUCAAUCUCAAGGUCCUGACUUCCAUCUCAAGCACCACUAAAACACACACACACACACACACACACACACACACACACAC
This is a messenger RNA of Onychomys torridus (southern grasshopper mouse), 2759 nucleotides long. It is a transcript of the gene P2rx6, whose product is annotated as purinergic receptor P2X 6. The record is from RefSeq and is a predicted model, not a curated record. Gene Ontology annotation, biological process: monoatomic cation transmembrane transport; response to ATP. Gene Ontology annotation, molecular function: extracellularly ATP-gated monoatomic cation channel activity; purinergic nucleotide receptor activity; ATP binding. The transcript is spliced from 12 exons. Gene Ontology annotation, cellular component: nuclear inner membrane; plasma membrane. NCBI's taxonomy places the organism in Eukaryota, Metazoa, Chordata, Mammalia, Rodentia, Cricetidae. Bases 56 to 1198 code for a protein of 380 amino acids.